Molecule: messenger RNA, 531 nt
Organism: Rhinichthys klamathensis goyatoka
Lineage: Eukaryota; Metazoa; Chordata; Actinopteri; Cypriniformes; Leuciscidae
Gene: polr1h
Product: RNA polymerase I subunit H
Exons: 5
Coding region: 54-410 (118 amino acids)
Biological process (GO): termination of RNA polymerase I transcription; DNA-templated transcription
Cellular component (GO): RNA polymerase I complex
Molecular function (GO): nucleic acid binding; DNA-directed RNA polymerase activity; zinc ion binding
Source: RefSeq, a predicted model, not a curated record
AACACUUUCCCCGCUGGCAAGUUUAAGACAAUUGUAUUCGAACUUUGAUAACAAUGUCGUGUUUUAAAGGUGACCUCGACUUUUGCCCUGAAUGUGGAAACAUUCUCCCAGUGCCUGGCAGGGAAAAUACUAUUAAAUGCCCUCGAUGCUCUUUUGAAAUAUCUGUUCAAGAAUUCACAGGUCAAGUUAUUAAGUCGUCGGUGGUGUUUAAUCCUUUGGAUCAGAGCUCUAUUGCUAUUGACAGCGUGGAAGAUGCUGAAUUAAAGGGUCCAGUGAUUGACAGGAGAUGUUCUCGCUGUAAUAAAGAGGGAAUGGUGUAUCAUACAAGACAGAUGAGAUCUGCAGAUGAAGGGCAGACAGUCUUCUUCACAUGUAUACACUGCAGGUACCAAGAAAAGGAGGAUUCAUGAGAAAAUAACCUUUGCUGCUGUUGUUGUCUUUUACAGUUAUUGGUUGCCAGAAUUUAAAUAGUAUUAAGUAUUAAAAAUGUUUUUAUUUGUCCACAAUGUUAAUUAAUAAAAAAAUAAUAAA